UCCGAGAGGUCCGUUAAGGAUUGGAAAGGAAGAAAGAAAAGGAAAACAGCUCAAAAAGAUUUUGCUUUUUCUUAGUAUACUUAAUCAGAGUUGAAACCCUUGUUCAUUUCGAAUUUGAUCUUUGUAAGAACAGAACAACAUUUUUUCUCAAGUUCCCCUCUGUUGUGUUCCUUCACAGAUAAUGUUCUCUUCCAUAUCAGUGUAGAGUGGGAUCUGCUGAAUUUAAUCUUGGGAUACUUUUAACUGUUGUGGUGAAAGUUUAUCAAUGGAGGAUGAUGGAGGAUACAAAUUUACUGGAAUUAGACAGAUUGUGAGACUAAAGGAAAUGUUUCAGAAGUGGCAAACUGUCACCCUGGGUGCAAAAGAGUCCGAUAAACAUUCUGAUGUGAAUCAUGUGGGCAUAUCACCGAUAGUUAACAAAAGGCUAACAAAUGUUGUGUAUUGUGACUCGGAUGAGGAUAGCUGCCACAGUCCUCAACCCCCUCAUGAUGUUCCCAAAGGAUACUUAGCUGUCUAUGUUGGGUCAGAGCUUCGGCGUUUCAUUAUUCCCACCAGCUACCUUAGCCACUCUCUGUUCAAAGUGUUGCUGGAAAAGGCUGCAGAGGAAUUUGGGUUUGACCAGAGUGGGGGGCUUACAAUCCCAUGUGAUAUUGAGACAUUUAAAUACCUCCUGAACUGCAUGGAGAACCAUCAUAGAGCACCAUGACAGAUGCCACCCUUGGUGAAAUUGCAGCUGCAAACACAGGAACUGUGAAAGAGUAAAUAAUUACUCUAAUCUUUAUGGAGGUGCAUAUCAUAGCGCUGGUUUCAAGUGUGAAGUAGGUUUUCUUUGCUUAUAUCUUUAUUGUUUUGAUUUCUGAUGUGUAAAAUGAUAGAAUACCCUAGUUAGAAAGAUUUUUGGUGCUUUUGCAACAAUCAGCUGGUAC
Gastrolobium bilobum is the source of this 926-nucleotide messenger RNA. Its product is annotated as protein SMALL AUXIN UP-REGULATED RNA 10-like. The transcript is spliced from 3 exons. The coding region runs from base 266 to 706 and encodes 146 amino acids. Gene Ontology annotation, biological process: response to auxin. NCBI's taxonomy places the organism in Eukaryota, Viridiplantae, Streptophyta, Magnoliopsida, Fabales, Fabaceae. The record is from RefSeq and is a predicted model, not a curated record.